Messenger RNA from Quercus lobata, 768 nucleotides. RefSeq lists its product as uncharacterized. Bases 1 to 768 code for a protein of 255 amino acids. The transcript has a single exon. The record is from RefSeq and is a predicted model, not a curated record. NCBI's taxonomy places the organism in Eukaryota, Viridiplantae, Streptophyta, Magnoliopsida, Fagales, Fagaceae.
AUGAAUGCUGAAGACGCUUUAGCAACCAUAAAGGAUGUAGAGAAGCCAGGUGACAAAGGAAGAAAGGAUGACGAACGUAGGGAUCAAAAGAGGGAACGCCCAGAUCGUUGGAAUAAUGACAGGAAUAGAAGAAAAGAAGAAAAAGGUCCUCGGACGGUAAAAUUUACCCCUCUAGUUAUGCCUGUUGACAAAAUUUUAAUGCAAAUUAAGGACAAGCACUAUCUCAAAUGGUCGAGACCAUUACACUUAUCUCCUAACGUCUGUGAUAAGAACAAGUACUGUCGAUUUCACAAGGAUCAUGGCCACAACACGGAAGAUUGUAAGGACCUAAAGGAGCAGAUAGAAGAGUUGAUACGGAAAGACAAAUUACAGAAAUAUGUGAAAAAGGGAGAAUAUAGUAAGUUUAGGGACGGCAAUAAGAGUCAGCAUGAGUCCUCUUCCAAGAGUGACAAUCGACCGUUCCAACCUACACAAGACGUGAACGGGGAGAUAAAGACGAUUACAGGAAGGCCCUUCACAAGAGGGUCAUUUAAAUCCCUCCAGAAUGCAUACCAAAGACAGAUGAAUAGCGUCCACAUGAUACCUCCGUUUAAGCAGCAACAGACGGACCAGGACAUGUCUUUUAAUGAAGCGAACGCGAGGGGAGUGAAGCAACCCCACAAUGACCCUUUGGUUAUAAUAUUGAAUAUAGAGGGAUUCAACACCAAAAGGAUCCUCGUGGAAAAUGGUAGCUCUGCAGACAUCAUCUACCUCCUUGCCUUCCAGUAG